Anopheles cruzii is the source of this 2250-nucleotide messenger RNA. RefSeq lists its product as uncharacterized. Bases 1 to 2250 code for a protein of 749 amino acids. The transcript has a single exon. The record is from RefSeq and is a predicted model, not a curated record. NCBI's taxonomy places the organism in Eukaryota, Metazoa, Arthropoda, Insecta, Diptera, Culicidae.
AUGGCGCAACGCCUUCUGGACGUCACCGGGAGUGCUCAGCGGCCAAAAUCCAAAAAACGUGUCCUGGAAAUUUUGUCCGCAAAUGCAUCUACACCGUACGCGGCGACGGAGAGUGGCCAGAAGCGUUGUUUUCUGGACGUAACCUCGAGCGUGACGUCGUCACCGGCGGUGACGUCCUGCACGCCACACUCGUCGGGGUUCUUUUACACCUCCAUGGUCCGCAUUUCACGUGGCGUUCAAACGAUUGUUCCACAGACAGCCAACCGCCAGUGUCAGGUGUCGGUGAUACGGAAGAUCCGGUCCACGGCGGCCACGCAAACCACACCGGCACGAGAAGACGAGGAGGAUCCCGUAAGAGACGAAGUUGGUUGCCAAACGGAUGAUCCCGCGCCCUGCCAGGAAACUGGCUGUGGCCCGAGUCAACCACUGGUGAGCUCUUCGAUGGAUGGAGUCGCCUGCCAAACGGAACACUCUGCCCUGUCGGAAAUGGCCUUUACGCUGGCCGACAGCCUUCAGACCAGGAGGGCUUCGGUGAACGAUGAGGACGUCACGCAGCCAUCGCUCAGUGACCCGGUCACGGUGUUUCUCGACGGUAUAGCCCAGGAGUACGGCAUCAAAACAUCCACCGUCCGAAAGAAAAAGAAAAAGAGGAACAAAGAGAAAAACCAUGCACUUAGCGAGGAAAUGGUGGAGGCGAUGCAGGAGCGGAUCGUGAGCAAAGUGAGCAAAGAGCUUACGCAGAAUCUCAAUCGGACACUAUCGCGGUUGUUCGCGCGACAUCUGAGCGCGUAUCGGCGCAAACUAGUGAUCCAUCGGAAACGGCAAAUCCGCUGGAUGGAGCAGCAAAGACGUCACCGAGCAUCCGCCGGUUUGCGCAAGGUGAUCGUCUGGCGCAAACCGUUACGACCGGAGGUCGACGAAAAAGCGGUCCAGUGCGAACCCGACGCGAAUGGACCGAGAGUGGUGAAUGUGGGGACGCAAUGGAUACGCCAGAAACCACAGCAAACCGGUGCCAAGCGGAAGGCCACGAAGGUGCCACCGGCCACCGAUUCGAAGAAACCACCGGCAAAGGUAGUAGCCUCGAAGAAUAGUAAGGCCAAAGUAGCAGCAAAGGCAGCACCCAGUAGCGCUACUAGCAUUCAAUCUACUACCAUUCCCACAGGUUCACGGAAUUGUCCCCCGGCAUCGUCCGGUGCCGGCGUUGUUGAUGAUGGAUGCGACGAAGCUACUUCCCGACGACAACCGAUGCGACAAACCAAGCUAUCCGGGUACGUCGAAAGACGAAACAGUAACGAUGCUACCGUUGACCGUCGACCCCGACGGAAACAACAAGGAGAAUGUGCCUCCGAACGAUCAAAGUCAGUAGAGCCGGAGGAUCGUGAGCCGCCCGCACCCAACACGAAAGCAAAGACCCAACAACGGAAAAAAGAACGCCACCGCCAGUCGCCGGAAUUGUGUAUCGAUGAAACGCCAUCCGAAUUGUGUGAACCGUGCGAGCGGAAGCACUACCCGUACCGUAAGCCGGACUGCCACUAUCCAUCGCAGUGCUCCAAAUCGACCGAAACGUCAUUUUUAACCCCCUCGAGGCUGCGCGAACCACCACCGCACUAUUGUGACCGCUCCGUUGGCGGGAUUCCGAACUACUCGAUGCUGCUCAGUCCGUUGGAGCAGCUGUACAUCGAUCGACAGUACAGUGGCCGCCCGCUGUCGAACCGUGAUCAUUUCGAUCACUUUUUUCAUCCACUCGACGCAGACAGUGUGCCGCCGACACCGACACCGACACCGCCACGACGGCCACCGAGCAUGGUGUACGUGAACCGACCGGAACCACGUGUGCUCGUUCGGAACAAGCACAACCGGAGCACCAGCGUUCUGGCGCGAGACAAAUCACCACCGACGGUGCGCUUCAUUAGCAGCCAACAGUUGUACUCGCAGAUUGGUCGGGCGGUCGAGAACGCACUCAACAACAAAACCCUCAAUGCGCUGGCCACCAUGUACGGGGAGCCGAUUAUCGAGACGUUCAACGCGAUGGAGUCCGAAUCGAACGAGGCACCACCGGUACCGGCCGCCAGUGGUGGAACCGUGGCGUCGAACGAUGCCUGCAACUAUCGUUCGCUGGAACCGGAGCCGUUUAUUUGUAGCAGUGCCAAAGACAACCAUCAGCAACCACCGGCUCCGUUCCACCCCGAGCGCUCGCCGAGUCUGUCCCCGAUCGUCUACGAGGAAGAAAGUGGUGAGGAGAACCUGUAG